CACGCGGUUGACAAUUUUAAAUAAGUUCACAGUUAUCAAGGCAUUUCACGGCAUACAACCAGGGUAUUAUCGGUGUUAUUGGAUAGCUACGUGUUGCAAGAUUCAUAAAAAAGAAGAGGUCUACGUUACAAAAGCUUAAAAAGGAUGUUCUCCAAGGUGAACUUCAGCCUCAUCCGGGCAGGACCAGCACUGACCCGGAACGUGCACUCGGGAGUCCGGCAAGCCUCCACAGCUACCUCCAAGCUUAGGAAGGUACAGCGCCCCCUGUCAUCAGAAGAGGUGUUUGCCCGGGAGGAAAAGUAUGGCGCCCACAACUACCACCCACUUCCUGUGGCGCUGGAGCGAGCAGAAGGCUUGCAUGUGUGGGACGUCGAAGGCAACAGAUAUUACGAUUUCCUGAGCGCAUACAGCGCGGUCAACCAGGGCCACUGCCAUCCUAAGAUUAUCGCCGCGCUCAAAGAACAGGCCUCCAAGCUCACCCUCACCUCCCGGGCCUUCUACAACGACGUGCUGGGAGAGUACGAGGAGCUCAUCACAAAACUGUUUGGGUACCAAAAGGUCCUGCCUAUGAACACAGGUGUGGAAGCUGGAGAGACGGCCUGCAAGUUGGCCCGUAGAUGGGCGUAUGAUGUGAAGGGAAUACCCAAGAACAAAGCCAAGAUUAUUUUUGCGGAUGGAAAUUUCUGGGGCCGCACGAUGGCGGCUAUCUCCAGUUCAACUGACCCCAGCAGCUAUGAGGGCUUUGGCCCCUUCAUGCCUGGCUUUGAGCUCGUUCCCUACAAUGACCUGCCAGCACUGGAGUGGGCGCUGCAGGACCCGAACGUGGCUGCCUUCAUGGUGGAGCCCAUCCAGGGCGAGGCUGGGGUGGUCGUUCCAGACCCGGGGUACCUUACCAAAGUGAGAGAGCUCUGCACCCAGCACAACGUGCUGUUCAUUGCCGAUGAGGUGCAGACGGGCCUGGCCAGGACUGGGCGGAGACUGGCUGUGGAUCACGAAGCCGUGCGUCCGGAUCUGGUGCUCCUGGGCAAAGCGCUGUCUGGGGGAGUCUAUCCUGUGUCCGCGGUGCUGUGCGAUGAUGAAGUGAUGCUCACCAUCAAGCCCGGGGAACACGGCUCCACGUACGGAGGAAACCCUCUCGGCUGCCGGGUGGCUAUCGCCGCCCUGGAGGUCCUGGAGGAGGAGAACCUGGCGGAGAACGCUGACAAAAUGGGCCAGCUGCUGCGGUCGGAGCUGAUGAAGCUGCCCAGUGACGUGGUCACCACAGUCAGGGGGAAGGGUCUUCUCAACGCCAUCAUCAUAAAGGAGACUAAAGAAUAUAAUGCCUGGAAGGUGUGCUUGCGCCUGAGAGAUCAUGGUCUUCUGGCCAAGCCCACUCACGGUGACAUCAUCAGGCUGGCCCCUCCACUCAUAAUCAAGGAGGAUGAGGUCAGAGAAUGUGCCGACAUCAUUCAGAAGACAGUCCUGUCCUUCUGAAUCCACUGACCCCUGGUCAGUACCUCCAUGGACAACCUCCUCCUGCGGAUUUCAAAUGGACACCUUGCUGUGGACUAUGUAAUGAGUUAGAAAACUAUUUCACAGCUAAAUGUUUGUUUCAAUAUGCCUAUAUUAAAAUUUUGUGAAAAUAUAGAACUAGUGUAUACAGCAGAUCACGGGCCUCUAGGGUCCUGGGAGUCAGGUGUGAAGAUCCGGGAGAUAAUUACCUGGGAGAAAAGAAAGGCUGGUUCUAGAGGCCUGGUCUGCGUCUGCGUCAACCAGUUUGUUUUAGUUCAUUUUUAGUUGUUACAGGUCAAGAUAUUAUUCUGUUAAGUAAUUAAGAGCAGAAGUUGGCACUGAGAGGGAUAGGCCCUUGUUGGGCACCUCUGUCAUAUAGGCCUUGGGCCAUCUAAAGAGAAUGUGUAGCAGAUACUACACUUGAAAGAUACUACACUUGGAACUACACUAGUUAAUGUUAAGACAUUAACUAGUGUUGUCCUUAAUAAAUCAGACGUACAGUGCUUUAAAUUACAAAAGCAUGUGUGUAAUUAUGGGCUCUGUGAUAUCAAAUCCCAAAGUGAGUGCAGAGUAUAAGAUAAGAAAAUGCUUCUUGUCAAAAUGUUUGUACAAAGAAUCGUACACUUCUUACUUUUCAAUGAAAAUAUCAGCAUAAUGCUCUUUGGCCCACCCAGAAUCUUUUCAUUUUGAUAUGAAAGUUUAAAGGGGAAAAAGCAUGUAUCCGUUAAUCCGUUGCCUUUUGCAGUAACGCUUUUGUGUAUUCACAACACUUCUCUGUGUUUGUUACUGGGUACACUGCAAAAGCCUGACUUGGCAAGUUUCUUAGUUUUCUUUCUCUUCCUUCAUACCUUAUUUUUUAAACCUUAGCUUGUUUUAAGGUACUAUUUGUUUGACAAGUGAUAUUUUCUCACCCCGAUGGGAAAUCCUGAAAUUAAUAAAACUCACACCUUAUUAGCAAUAAGAAAAAAAAUAAAAUAAAAAAAUGUUCGCUGAGUUGGUUCACUGAGCUGGUUUUUCUUUUUGCAGUGCACACCCGUUUACCUAUUUCAAUAUGCUUUAUUUCAGAGCUUUGGGCUGCUGAGAGCAAAAUAAAUAUGGCGGGGCUAAUCCCCCCACAAAGACAAAAAGUCCUUGACUUCUGGCAGUGGUAUCACUGAAGCCGGCAAUUACGUAACUCGAUCAGUUACUGUAGCUGUUAUGGCACAGUUAUAAAGCGGCCUGUAGCGUAGUGGUUAAGGUACAUGACUGGGCCCCGCAAGGUGAGUGGUUUGGUCCCCGGUGUAGCCACAAUAAGACCCGCACAGCCCUUGAGCAAGGCCCUUAACCCUGCAUUGCUCCAGGGGAGGAUUGUCUCCUGCUUAGUCUAAUCAACUGUACGUCGCUCUGGAUAAGAGCGUCUGCAAAAUUCCAUUAAUGCAAUGUAAUGUAAAGUUAUCCUCCGGAUGAAAGUGCUGAUGGGGAACUGACACCAGUACAUGUUGUAGAUUGAGGCUGAACUUGACUGUUGCACUUUCUUUUCCUCCUUUUUUUUUUUUUUGCAACUGUGUAGCUUUCCAACACUGGAAUUUGGAAUAUACUGUUUGUGAUCAUUUCCUCUGUGGAUGUUAUUUCUUUGUCAUCUCGUGUUGUUCCCUAGUUUUUCUGUAAGGAAUGCUUUGGUUACAAUUCUGUAAAAAUGUUUUAACAACAAUAUUGUUGUUCCAAAAUAUUCUUCUAAUAAAUGAAGGAGAUUC
This is a messenger RNA of Conger conger (European conger), 3224 nucleotides long. RefSeq names its product ornithine aminotransferase, mitochondrial-like. The coding region runs from base 145 to 1473 and encodes 442 amino acids. Lineage: Eukaryota; Metazoa; Chordata; Actinopteri; Anguilliformes; Congridae. The record is from RefSeq and is a predicted model, not a curated record. Gene Ontology annotation, cellular component: cytoplasm. The transcript has 10 exons. Gene Ontology annotation, molecular function: identical protein binding; pyridoxal phosphate binding; L-ornithine transaminase activity.